Ailuropoda melanoleuca (giant panda) is the source of this 705-nucleotide messenger RNA. RefSeq names its product chemokine like factor (gene CKLF). Bases 125 to 571 code for a protein of 148 amino acids. Lineage: Eukaryota; Metazoa; Chordata; Mammalia; Carnivora; Ursidae. The record is from RefSeq and is a predicted model, not a curated record. The transcript has 4 exons. Gene Ontology annotation, cellular component: membrane.
AAUCCUAGAAGGGCGGCGCGCGGCCGUGGUGGCGGUUGCUGUCCCCGCGCGAGGCCUGGCAGAGCUGCGCGGCGAGGAGAGGGAAUUAGAGAGAAGUGGUGCUGCUGCUGCUGAGUCUGCAGGCAUGAUGCCGACCCUGAAGCCGAAGCAUCGCCCUUUCUGCUUCAGCGUAAAAGGCCACGUGAAGAUGCUGCGGCUGGCACUAAAUGUGACAUCCAUGACCUUUUUUAUCAUUGCACAAGCCCCUGAACCGUACAUUGUCAUCACUGGAUUUGAAGUCACUGUUACUUUAUUUUUUAUAAUGUUAUAUAUACUGAGACUUGAUCGAUUAAUAGCCUGUUUAUUUUGGCCGUUGCUUGAUAUUAUCAACUCAGUGAUAGCAGCAAUAUUCAUGAUAAUCAUAUCUGUGUUGGCACUGUUACCAGAAACCACAACAUUUAUAGUCCUUGGAGGGGUGUUUGGACUCCUGGCAGCAGUGUGCUGUAUUGCCGACGGGGUCCUUAUUUACCGGAAGCUUCUAUUUAAUCCAAGUGGUCCUUAUCAGAAACACUCCAUUCAUGACAAAAUAUAAGUUUUGUAAUUUUAUAUUACCCUUUAGUUCAUGUAAGUAUUAAAUAUAUUAAAUAUAUUUAUUCCUCCACAUAUUUCUUGUGGUUGUUCUCAUUUUAAUCUCAAUAUGGAAACUGGAAGAAGAGAUAUGGAUGG